Olea europaea var. sylvestris is the source of this 2489-nucleotide messenger RNA. Its product is annotated as DExH-box ATP-dependent RNA helicase DExH18, mitochondrial-like. Gene Ontology annotation, biological process: mitochondrial RNA 3'-end processing; RNA catabolic process. Bases 1450 to 1932 code for a protein of 160 amino acids. The transcript is spliced from 2 exons. The record is from RefSeq and is a predicted model, not a curated record. Gene Ontology annotation, cellular component: mitochondrial degradosome. Gene Ontology annotation, molecular function: hydrolase activity, acting on acid anhydrides; RNA helicase activity. Lineage: Eukaryota; Viridiplantae; Streptophyta; Magnoliopsida; Lamiales; Oleaceae.
CCAGUGGAAAUAUAUAAAGAGAUUAGAAAUGGUGUGAAGUCUGAAAAGAAAAGCCGGGCUGAUUGGGAUAUUUUAACUGAGAUUUUUAGGUCAUUUUCCAUGUCCGGUUGGGCAUCAAACCAGGCCCUAGCUAUUUAUAUUGGUGCCUCAUUUUUCCCCACUGCUGUUCACGAGUUCCGCAAGUUUUUCUUCAAGAACUGUAAGACUGAUUUAGUCAAGUACUUGGUAUCGCUUGGCCCUGGUGAUGAGGCAGAUAAGUUUUUAUUCCCCGUUUUUGUUGAGUUUUGUAUUGAAGAGUUUCCAGAUGAGAUUAAGAAAUUUAGGAAAAUGGUGGACACAGCUGACUUGACAAAGCCACACACUUGGUUCCCUUUUGCUAGGGCAAUGAAGAGGAAGAUUAUUUAUCACUGUGGACCAACUAACAGUGGCAAAACAUAUAAUGCGUUGCGGAGAUUUAUGGAUGCAAAGAAGGGAGUUUAUUGUAGUCCUCUCAGGUUGUUGGCAAUGGAGGUUUUUGAUAAAGAGAACACAUUGGGGGUUUAUUGUAGUCUUCUUACUGGACAAGAGAGGAAGGAAUUUCCAUUCUCAAACCAUGUUGCUUGUACCGUUGAGAUGGUGUCAACAGAUGAGCUGUAUGAUGUGGUCGCUAUUGAUGAGAUUCAAAUGAUGGCCGACUCUAGCAGAGGUUAUGCUUGGACUAGGGCAUUGCUCGGGCUGAAAGCUGAUGAGAUACAUUUAUGCUGUGAUCCAAGUGUUCUAAAUAUUGUUAGGAAGAUUUUUUCUGAUACUGGGGAUGAAUUAGUAGAACAACAGUACGACAGGUUUAAGCCUCUUGUGGUUGAGGCAAGAACCCUAUUGGGAGAUCUGAAAAAUGUGAGGUCUGGGGACUGUGUUGUAGCAUUCUCAAGGAGAGAGAUAUUUGAAGUUAAAUUGGCAAUUGAGAAGUAUACUAAUCACCGUUGUUGUGUUAUAUAUGGUGCUUUACCACCAGAGACUCGUCGACAGCAAGCGGCUUUGUUUAAUGAUCAGGAUAAUGAGUUUGAUGUCUUAGUUGCAAGUGAUGCUGUAGGAAUGGGUUUGAAUUUAAAUAUCAGAAGGGUUGUUUUCUACAACCUUUCAAAGUACAACGGUGAUAAGAUGGUUCCAGUGCCAGCAUCACAGGUGAAACAGAUUGCCGGAAGAGCUGGGCGGAGAGGCAGUUGCUAUCCUGAUGGACUAACUACUACUCUGCAUCUUGAUGAUUUGGAGUACUUAAUAGAGUGCUUAAAGAAGCCUUUUGAUGACGUUAAGAAAGUAGGCCUCUUUCCGUUUUUCGAGCAAGUCGAGCUAUUUGGAACGCAACUUUCAAACGCAACAUUUUCCCAGCUCCUAGUAGAAUUUGGUGAGAAUUGCCGAUUGGAUGGGUCUUAGUUUUUGUGUCAGCACCAGGACGUGAAGAAAAUAGCUAAUAUGUUGGAGAAGGUUCAGGGGUUAUCUCUGGAAGAUCGUUUCAAUUUUUGCUUUGCCCCUUGCAAUACUAGGGAUCCAAACGCAAUGUACCAUCUUCUGAGGUUCGCUUCAUCGUAUGCCCAGAAGCUUCCCGUCAAUAUAGCAAUGGGCAUGCCCAAGUGCUCAGCUCAUAGUGAUUCGGAGCUCUUGGAUCUUGAGACUAGGCACCAAGUAUUGUCUAUGUACUUAUGGUUGUCUAAUCACUUUGAGGAGGAAUGGUUUCCAUAUAUUAAGAAGGCCGAGAAAAUGGCUACAAAUAUUGCUCAGUUAUUGGGUGAAUCACUCUUAAAGGCUUGCUGGAAGCCAGAAUCAAGGAAGGCAUGCAAAUCAAAGCUGCAGGAGGAGGAUGGUUAUCAGAGGCCAAGUUCACUGGUUAAGUUACAGGAAAAAAAAAGGCACGAGAAGUCUUUGCCUAAGAGGAGGCUGGAGAAGGUAGCUACAUAAAAUUCUGUUCAUAAGGUAAAAUACUGUUCUCUUCCAUCGCAAUUGUUUUUUAAUUUUAGUUUGCCUUAUUCCUUUUUUCUAUUGAAUUAUCGGAAUGAGGGAAAUUUAUUCCAGAACCCUGUAACUUAUACUAUGACUGGGCAUUGAAACUUAAGUAUUAACGUAAGACUUGGAAUCCACGAUUCCUGCGAUGUAGCUUUAAUUCCUUAAUGUUUUAGAGAACAAGUCAGAAAAACAACUGAUGAUGUCUGUCUUCAUAUUUGCUCUAAAUAUUGCUACUGAGUUCUAGUCUUGACAAUUCUAAUAUGUGGAGUAGCUAUAUUCCUGCAUUUUGAAGGCAUGCUAAGUGCCUAGUUAAUUUUAUUUGUGGAAUUUUCAACUACUCAGCUACUCAAUUCUGAAACUGAGAUGCAGCAAUCAUCAAAUAUGAGUGAAUACAUCACAAUAUUUCCAAUUGAACUUGUAGCGCUUCACAAGAUUGAAUUACUAUUAUAAUGGAUAAAAAAGUAGGUAUGAAUACCAUAAUGAAAGUGGCAGAGGUGAUUGGUUUUGUUAAC